Paraglomus occultum is the source of this 901-nucleotide messenger RNA. NCBI's taxonomy places the organism in Eukaryota, Fungi, Glomeromycota, Glomeromycetes, Paraglomerales, Paraglomeraceae. The record is from the annotation of a GenBank genome assembly.
UGAAAAAUCAAUAAGGACUGAUUUAACAAAAGAACGGCCACCAUGGCCAUACACAGUGUAUGCUCCAGCAAAAGAGGAGCCGAAUUUAAUAGAAGGGACUGAUAUCUCGCCAGAAGAGUUGAGAUUUGAGUUUUUAAAGUUAAAAGAUUUCUGGAUGUACGGUGGAGAAAUGCAAUAUAACCAGGGUGUUGCACAGCUUAACAACGUAAUGAAACAAAAGACAGACGAUGUGUUAAAAGACCUGCGAAACGCUAUACGAACGUACCAGAACAAGACAAGACAACAAUCGGGAUUUAAUUCAUCGAACACUUUUGGUGGUGGCAGAACACAACCCGGGAAUACAAGUCAGCAGCAAUCGACUACAUUCGGGUCCAACAGUGGAUUCGGUCAGCCGCAACAGAGCGGGGCGUUUGGCCGGCAAAGCGGAUUCGGAAGCAGCGGAUUCGGGCAGAAUGGAUUUGGAAGUAGCGGAUUUAACCAGCAAAGUAACUUUGGAGGAUUCGGCCAGCAACAACCGUCACAACCGAGUCCGUUUGGACAACAACCGGGAGCAGGAUUCGGGGUUACUCAACCGAGUGGAGGAUUUGGGGGGUUUUAUCAACAACAACCCCAACAAACUGGACCUGGUCUCGGAACUCCACAACAACCGCCACAGCAGAGUAAUACAUUCGGUACAUUUUCUUCUAUAGGAAAUCCGCCAGCUCCAACUUUUGCUCUGACUGGCCCUGGAGUAUCGAAUACUCAGCAGCAAAAUCCGUUGGGACAAUCAAUACAAAAUCCUUUUGGAACUCAGCAACAACCGAGUCUAUUUGGCGGUGGUGCGCAAGGCGCAAAACCAGAUGGGAUGUCCGAGUAUUUUACUGGACAUGUGCCGACAAGUCCACCUCAAAAUCACUAUUGA